GCAGAAGAAGAAUUGAGUCCAUUGCGAAGAGAAUGAAUUAAUAUUAAUGUGAAUACCAAUCUCAAUCAAAUCACAUCUCGACGUCUCUCCUACACCCACGUCCUAACCAUUUCUCGGGAUUUGAUCCAAACCCCUCCCCACUUCUUUCGAGAAAGACUUUUGAACGACAUCAUCGACUGACACCUUAUUAACGACCCAUUUUCACGAAAACGUAACGUACGAUUGAGUGGGAAGUACAACAAAACUCCAACAAAACUCCAUCAACUACAAAUACCGAAGCACAAACAAGCAGCAUAAUCAAGAAGAACGAUCAAUCUACCUCUGCAAAGCUUCUUGCGAGAAUUAAUCUCUACAUUACCCCUCCAUUCAAUCUUCACCCUGCAAGUAAAUAGCUUGCCGCAAAAGAAUUCUAUCCACCCCGCCCAAUCUAACACAGCUAUACGUAAAAUAUGAAGAUUCUUACCAAGGAAGAAGAGGCUGCGCAUUACAAUGCUACGUUAAAGGGUGGUUUCACGGGAGGCUUUGUUGGUCUCGCAGUGGGCGGUGCCGCACUUUAUGUAGCCAACAGACGAUUCCACACCAUCCGCAGUCUUACCAUCCCCAUGAAAAGUUUCCUCGUCUCAUCCUCCGGUACCUUCGCUGCUAUCAUAAGCGCAGAUCGCGCAUCUCGCUCAUACGAAUGGAAUCGCGACCCCUCGCGAAAGUACAAAGACAAAUCAACGCUCCUUCUCGAACAAGAGAAGGCCAGUGAAACUACUGCUCAGCGCCUCAAGGCAUGGGGAAAAGAAAACCGAUACUCGAUUGUUACCGCAUCGUGGGUCGCCAGUAUGGGAAUCGCGUUUGGGAUGGUGUCCAAAAAUAAAUAUUUGACUGGCGCCCAGAAAUUGGUACAAGCAAGAGUUUAUGCGCAAGGGCUGACGUUGGCUGUAUUGGUUGCAUCAGCGGCAUUCGAGAUGGGAGAUGCGAAGAAGGGAACAGGAAGGUGGGAAACGGUUACGGUGUUGGAUCCAAACGAUCCGGAACAUAAACAUUUGAUCCAGAAAAAGAUUCACCACGAAGCUUAUGAAGGAGAAGAUUUAUGGCGUGAUAUGGUGGAAGCUGAAGAGCGCCGCAUUAAUGAACGUAAGAGAUUGGCGGAAGAAAGAAACCACUCCUCAGGGAAAACAUCCUCGGGCAAAGAAAACAAAGAUAAAAUCUCUAGUGAAAUGAAGAGUGCUGGAAAGGUAGCAUUUGCAGAUGCCCAAGAAAGAGAAGAUAAGAACCAAGCUGAGCAAGCUGAAAAGGAAGCGGAUGCAAAACACGAGUCUACACAGUCUGAACCAAAAGUAAAUGGUAAAAACAAGAUCUAAAAAUGGAGUGUUUGGCAAUCGAAUCCUUUGGUGUUUUAUACGGGCAUUCAAUGGCGCGCUGAGUGAUUUUGGGAUGAUAGAUGGGGGUUAAUUAAAAAGGGGGGUGUUUGGAGAAGGGGUCGAGUAAUUUUGUAUAUACUCCGGUUCUUGUAUCAUUAGAAUGGCAAACAAACAUGUCUCUCA
Messenger RNA from Botrytis cinerea B05.10, 1532 nucleotides. It is a transcript of the gene Bcrcf2, whose product is annotated as Bcrcf2. The transcript has 3 exons. NCBI's taxonomy places the organism in Eukaryota, Fungi, Ascomycota, Leotiomycetes, Helotiales, Sclerotiniaceae. Bases 450 to 1349 code for a protein of 299 amino acids. Gene Ontology annotation, biological process: mitochondrial respiratory chain complex IV assembly. The record is from RefSeq and is a predicted model, not a curated record. Gene Ontology annotation, cellular component: mitochondrial inner membrane.